GAAAGUUUUUUCUUUCUCUUUUCUUCUUAUUUUUUUCUUGCUUUUGCUACAAAUUCUCUUCCUUAUCUUAGUGCAAGUAGCGCGAGUGUGAUGAUGGCUGGACAUGUUCUUUGAAACUUCCGGGCUUCAGGGAUCUUUCAGGGCAUUUUUGAGAAAUCUUAAUAUUCAAGGUGUUUCUCAAGAGGCAAAGAAUAAAAGACGUUUCAAGGAAUAGCCUUAGGAUUUCAGUUAGUUCGCGUCAAUAGCGGGUACUGAUCGUUCAUUUGAAAUUCGCGGGGAUUAGUCGCGGUCGCGCGCGCAUCAGCCAUCAAAAGUUGCCAACGUUGAUAAGAGAUUUUGAGGUUAGGUUUUUAUCAGAAGAAGCGGGAAAUCGUGAUAAGUGGUGUAAACAAUAGAUUUACUUGGGGAAAAGAAAUAAUUCUCCCUUUUUAAAUACCAGCUCCUCUUCGUAUGCAUUCCAGUUGAAUUAGUGCACCCAAAAUUUCAAUUCUCUUGCUAAGCUUAUUUCCCCCCGGAAGUUCCACGUUUUCGUGAAAUAGUGAAGUGACUGCUCAGUUCCUCUUGUCAUGCCAUUGAACCGAAAUGUUUGUGCGCGACUUUAUCAAUGACUUUUAUCGACUGAUAAAGAAAGAGAGGGUUUUAUUGAUAGUUAAUUAUGAUAUCGACGGACUAUGUGCAGCCAAAAUACUUCAAGGACUGUUCAGAUGCGAUAACAUUAUCUACACCUUGUGUCCGGUACAAACGGUGGAAGAUCUGCAGAGGUGCUACGAGCAGCACUGCAAUGAAAUCAAGUAUAUUAUUUUUGUGAACUGUGGUGGCACCAUAGAUCUGGUUGAACUGCUGGACCCUCAAGAUGAAGUUGUUUUCUUCGUUGUGGACAGUCACCGGCCAACGGAUGUUUACAACGUUUAUAGUACCGCCCACGUCCGUUUGUUGACGGAACCUGAUGAGGAUGAGAACAUUCCAGAUUUUGAAGCUAUAUUUUCAGAUGACGAAGAGAGCGAAGGUUCUAAUAGUGAGUCUGAUGACUCGGAAAGUGAGGCGGCUAUCAACAAGAGAAUGCGAAUGGAUGAAGAGGCACUCCUGAAGCGAAGAGAGAAGAAGAUCUGGCAAGAAAACCGCAAAUCAAUCAUGUUUGACUAUUCAAAGCAUUCGUACUACUCCCAACCCAGUGCUCUAGUUAUGUAUGAUCUGGCGUGGAAAUUGAAUAAAGACUGUGUGGACAUGCUUUGGUGGGCAGUAGUUGGAAUUGCUGAACAGUACAUUCUGAAUAAAAUGGAAUAUAACAAAUAUUUGGAUUUAACUACCACAACCAUGUACUCGCACGUAAGCCGCAUUUGCAAUAGAUUACAUGUCAAUAAUGAUGAUGAUACACAUUCCCUCAACUCUGCCAAUACAUUCGACACAUCCUCCGGUAAUACAAUUCUCAAAAUAACCUCUGAUGAUGAUCUCAAUCUAGCCCUGUUUCGCCAUUGGACCAUUGAGUCCAGCAUACGCUACUCCAGAUACACUGCUGUGAACUUGAAGCUUUGGACCAUUAAAGGUGAAAAGAGGCUGAAUAAAAUGCUAGCAGAAAUGGGAAUGCCUCUUGUCGAAAGUAAGCAGAAAUUUAGCACAAUGGAUUUAAGUCUUCGAAACGAGUUCAUGACCAUGAUGAACAAAGUGUCAGUGAGAGAUAACCUUCCUCAUUUAGUGAUUCCUUCAUUUUAUCUUAGCUAUGGUUACACAUCUCGUUACGCUGCCUCUGAUUACGUCUAUUCCUUGCUAGCACUACUGAGUCGACCAAGUAGAGAAAAAUCUUUCACUGAUUGUUUUUUAGAAGCCUUUGAUGCUCUCGCCAGAGUGAAACGAGACUUGCUAGAAAGUGGAAUCAGCAGAGCCAAAAAGCUGAUGAUCGCUUUGUUUCGUCAAGUUCAAAACGCAAUAGAGAUGAAGCAAAUCAAAGCUACUGGUCCAUUUUACUGCCUGAUUUUGAACGAAGGAACUGCGGAUUCUCAAUAUUUUUCGCACCCCCACCUUCUCCCUGUUUUGGCGUAUUACGUUCUAGAGUCUUAUGUGGCUGUGUCACAUGCGCGCAAAGCAGCUACUAUGCCUUUAAUUGUAUCUUUGCCCCAUGAUGUAGAACGAUCAACUUGCCUCAUUACAGGAGUUCCUCCGAUUCUAGAGGACUCGGGCAAGAGUUUCUUUGGGAAAGCUUUCGAGCAGGCUGCGGAAAAGUGUAAUGUGCAAUUAACGUCUGUUUAUUUCGAUUCCUCUGUGAUAGAAUUGAAAAUGGAAGAAAGGACUACCUUUUUAGAAGCACUUACCUCGUUGUUGAUAUAGAAUUUUUUUAUAAUUAUUCCUUUUCAUUUUUUAAUCACGGCCAUACUGCGUAUGGACUGAUGAAAAAUUAUUUUCUAACAGAAAGCAAUUUUACCUUCCGAUUCAAUGAAAAGUUUUUUCUGUGUUUGUAUAAAAAGGCCGAUCAACUUUUAGCAUUUCUCUUUUUUUGUGUUUUAGCUUUUCAACAAAUUUUUAAAAGAUCGACUUGGUAAAUUUAUUAGAAAUUCAAGAAAUUAUCGAUGUCUUACAUUUUUGUGAUCCUAGCCAACUCUGUCAUAGGUACCUUCUUUCUUCGAACCGUACUCGCUGUUUUCCAAAGUAUUUGAUUUAUCAUUUUUAGUCAAUAAAACUAAGGAUUUAAAUGCAUA
Molecule: messenger RNA, 2690 nt
Organism: Bemisia tabaci
Lineage: Eukaryota; Metazoa; Arthropoda; Insecta; Hemiptera; Aleyrodidae
Gene: Cdc45
Product: cell division cycle protein 45
Biological process (GO): mitotic DNA replication preinitiation complex assembly; DNA replication initiation; double-strand break repair via break-induced replication
Cellular component (GO): DNA replication preinitiation complex
Molecular function (GO): chromatin binding; DNA replication origin binding; single-stranded DNA binding
Source: RefSeq, a predicted model, not a curated record